Pyrgilauda ruficollis (rufous-necked snowfinch) is the source of this 3634-nucleotide messenger RNA. It is a transcript of the gene AIDA, whose product is annotated as axin interactor, dorsalization associated. Gene Ontology annotation, cellular component: membrane. Gene Ontology annotation, molecular function: phosphatidylinositol binding. Lineage: Eukaryota; Metazoa; Chordata; Aves; Passeriformes; Passeridae. The coding region runs from base 180 to 1112 and encodes 310 amino acids. The record is from RefSeq and is a predicted model, not a curated record. Gene Ontology annotation, biological process: determination of ventral identity. The transcript has 11 exons.
CCCUGGCUGGGCGGUGCGGGCGGGCGGGCGGUAGGCGCCGCCGCCGCCGCCGCCGCCGCCGCCGCGCUUGGGUGUCCCGGGGCCGUGCCGGGCGGUGCCGUGCCGUGCCGUGCCGAGCGGCUGUCUGGCGCGGUGGAUGCCCCGGCGCGGGGUGAGCAUGGUGCCCUAGCGCUGGGGCUAUGUCGGAGGCGGCCCGCAGCCUCCUGCAGCGCUGGGACGCCAGCUUCAGGAAGGGUACCGAUUUCGACUCCUGGGGGCAGCUCGUGGAGGCGAUCGACGAAUACCAGAUAUUAGCCAGGCACCUCCAGAAAGAGGCACAGUCUCAGCACAACAGCUCGGAAUUCACAGAAGAUCAAAAGAAAACCAUAGCUAAAAUUGCAACAUGCUUGGAACUGAGGAGUGCAGCUUUACAGUCCACCCAGUCACAGGAUGAGUUUAAGCUUGAGGAUCUGAAGAAGUUGGAACCAAUCUUAAAGAAUAUCCUCACUUACAAUAAGGAGUUCCCCUUUGAUGUUCAGCCUGUCCCACUCAGGAAGAUUUUAGCACCUGGAGAAGAGGAACACUUGGAGUUUGAGGAGGAUGAUGAGGAAGGAGGAGCUGGAGCAGGCUCUCCAAACUCUUUUCCUGCUAGAGUUCCAGGAGCCAACAAAGGUACUUUAUUGCCCAGAUUGCCAUCUGAACCCGGGAUGACAUUACUCACCAUCAACAUAGAGAAAAUUGGUCUCAAAGAUGCUGGACAGUGCAUUGAUCCUUACAUCACAGUCAGUGUAAAGGAUUUGAAUGGGAUAGAUCUGACUCCUGUGCAGGAUACUCCUGUGGCUUUGAGGAAGGAGGACACAUACAUCCAUUUUAAUGUGGACAUUGAGAUUCAGAAACACAUUGAAAGACUAACAAAAGGUGCAGCUAUCUUCUUUGAAUUCAAACACUACAAGCCUAAAAAAAGGUUUACUAGCACCAAGUGCUUUGCUUUCAUGGAGAUGGAUGAAAUUAAACCUGGGGCAAUUGUUAUAGAACUGUACAAAAAACCCACUGACUUUAAAAGGAAGAAAUUGCAACUGUUGACCAAGAAACCACUUUACCUUCACCUCCAUCAAACAUUGCACAAGGAAUGACCCCAGUUGUGAGAAGUCUGUGAACUGAACUACAAGUCCUGGUAGCUGUGUAGUAGCCUUAGGCUCUGAGGGUUGGGAAGAUGACUCUGUUCAUGCCAGUAGGUCACACGAGACCAUCACCCACUGCACAGCACUACUUCAGGGUCAGGGACAAGCCCACCAUGCAAGUGCAAGAUUUUUUUCAGUAACUUCCAGAUACAGGUUUUUCCAAGGGCCCUGAUAUAGGUUGACUGCUUUUCCUAAUUUUGCUGUUCAUCACUUUUUACCUUUAACCGUUCUCCUUUUGCCUCAAGCUCCCCCUGAGAAUGGAGAGUGCCCCUUUGCCAAACCUGCAGCAAUAAAAAUGUGGCAGGCCUACUAACUGUUUACACUGCUGUGCAAUUGUAGUUCCUCUCAUCUGCAUUUCAGAGUCCUCUGGAGUGGGCAGGGUGACAGAAGACUGGGAGAAGGAUGAGGUGGGCUGGGAAGGAGCUUGAGGUACUGCAAGUGCUUUGAAAUGAGGGAGUGGAGAAUGCGGAUCAGAUGGGUGGGCAUGAGUCCCUGUGGUCAGGUCAGGAGGAGGACAACUGCAGAUGAGAACACUGAACUAUGAUUGAACAGCCUUGCCUGAGUUUCAAAUACAUGUUAUAGUCUUUUCAGUCACUGUUACUACUCCCUAAUAGAGCUAUUCUUUUCUGUAUCCUGUCACAGAGUGGUUUGCAAAGGUGGGUGGGGGAUAAAGAGGCCUUCUCCAGGGCUUUGUCCUGGUGGCAAGUGGGUGUUUUGCCAUUUCAGUGACAGCAGGACAGGCCCUCAGUGCUGAAGUGUCAAUUUUCCAGAGCUUUAUAUAAAGUAGGUCUGGCUAGCAGGCUGACCCACCUUUUACAUGAAACUGCUGUUCUUAUGGAAACUGAUUGUAUGCAGUUCUGUGCAUAUUUUGUGCAAGUCUGGAAAUUUACUCAAAGAAUUACCUUUUAAUAUAAGUAGAUAGCAUUAGCAUGUAUUUUCUGUAUUUUUUUAUUUGGUGCAUAAUAAGCUGCAGGACAUUGGCUUAUUAUGACACACUUGCAUUCACCUUUUGAUCUGAAAAAGGGAAAGAAGUAGAACCCAGUCAAAUCUUUCAUAUAUUUGUGUGGAUAUUUAAUAUGAUACUUUAUGGUUUGAUAAACUUCUUGCAUAUCUAACUAGUGCCUGAAUAAUCUGCUAUGCUAACUAAAGACCCAGCUCCCAAAAUAGUGUCAAUUAUUUUAAACAGCCUGGAUGCAGGUGAAUCAUCCAUUCCUCUGCUGUCACCUGACCCCAAGAUAUUACAUCAUGUGUUAAGGGAAGGGAUGUUACUUUUCCUCAUGCUGUUUGUCUGUCUCUAUUCAGCUGUUGGGCAUUUUUGGCUUUACCAUAUUGAUUAGGAUAAAAAGCUGGUUUUGAAUGUCCUAAUCUUCUUGCCUUUCUUCUGGUAUAACUAGGAAUGACAUUAUUUAGGUGUUACAACAAAAGUCAGCAACACUUUGCCAAAUUCCACUGCUGGUUGGAGGGGUAAAAGGGCAGUUGAAUUGUCCUGUUUAUGGAUCUUUACAAUAUCCCACUGGUUUUAAAGCUGAUGGGUGAUCAUCAAGAUAUCCCUAUGAGUUGUGGAAACUCCUCUGAAUGCAGCAUUCUGGACACCACACUAAAGGAGAAUACCUACACUGCUAAAAGCCAAAUACAAAUAAUCCUCUGAACUCUGCAAAAGGACGAAGCAAAGUGUUAGUCUGUGGUUGCAAGUAAUCUGAGCUUGGCCCAUUUACCUGUCAGUGAUCCCUGGCUGGCUCAUGACUUGUUCUGACCAAGGAAUUGCAGGAUCUGAAAGGUGGAAGGGCUGGUUCUGGAGUUCAGUCCAGCUGCCAUCCAGGGUAAGCACUGCAGUUGGGUGUGUGUGUCCAAGGUGAAUGCUGGUGCAUCCAGAGGGAGAUUCCAUACAACUUUCAUUACUGUUAGCUGGGAUGGGCAAGGGAGGAGACACUGAGUAUCACAAAGGCUUGUAUGGGGAAGGAAAGAUCCUGGACUUUGAGAACUUGACUUUUAAUCAUGGAUGUUCAUCAAGUGUGUGUAUCAUCAGCCACCCUGCAAACUGAGAUACUGUCCCUUGAAGUACAAACCCAUUUUUUCUGCUGCUUACCUGGACCCUUCCCCAGCUUGUAGAUGUCUGUAUUAAUGCCAGUUAUAUGAAAUGUCAACUUUAAAGUAUUUUUGUUAAAUACAGAAGUAGAGCUUUGUAUUUAACUGAUUGUGAAUUAAUGUCUGUUGAGUGUGAAAUACAUUUUUAAAGUUGCUUCUAUUCCUUGCCUUUUUUCUGUGAACUGUCUCAGUGCCAGGACUGCUGCUGCUGCACACACCACAGGCUUUGGGAUUGUUUUAUGCUUCAGUGAUGUUCCAGCUUGUGUUUCACCUGAAAUCUAAAGCUUUACACUUGUACUGUAAGAAUGUAACACCUAGAUGGCAACUUCAAUGGCUGCUUGUACUCUGUCAGUAAAGCUGUAAUGGCCUCCCGGUAGGGUUUUUUAUUA